AUGGCCCUGCUUGUGGGCGCCUCGAUAUGCGCCGCGUUCACCGAGCUGCAGGAGGUGUUGCCGGCGGCAUGGCUGCAGCUGCUGAUGCUCCGCUUCUUCUCCGCAGCGCGCGUGGGCGACCGGCCGUGGCGUAACCUCAUCACACUCACCGUCCUCGUAGUCGCGACGCAGGCAUGCGGCACGACAGUGGCGUACGCGAGCAUGUACGCCAUGGACCCGACGGCCAACGUCCUCGCCUCCAGCCAGAUCGCGGUGGCCAACGUGCUGCCAUGCCUCGCGGACUCGCUCUUCCGCUUCACCUACAGGCUCUCACCACACCUGCAUCCGCUCGUCUUCCCCCUCGUCUCCGCCUCCAUCUGGACCCACCUCUCGCUGCUCUCCCCCUUUGGCGCCUUAGCCCACCCGUUCUACUCGCUGUGCUCCCUGCUGCCGCUCGUGCAAGCCACGGCAUAUGUGGGCAUGGAUGGUGUCUUGCUGCUGGUGGCCUGGCUGGUGGGGGGUAUUCACCAGAUGAUGUGCGAGGGGGAUGCGGUGGGGAGAGGCGAGGAGGGGUGGAGGCGGGGGGAGUGGGGUGAGAGUCGGGGUGAGAGUGGGAGGGUGGUUGGGGAGGAGGGGGGCGGGAGAGGGGAAGGGCAUGUGAGGUGUCCUGGGGAGGGGGUGAGGGAGGGGGGUAGCAGUCAAGUGUGUGGUGAGGGCUGUAACAGUGUUAGUGCAAUGAGGAAUGGAGCAGGAGGAGGAGGAGGAGUAGGAGGAGUAGGAGGAGGAGAAGGAGUAGGAGCAGGUGGGGAAAGGGGAGAAGGUGCAGUUGGGAGAAGCAACAGGCUUGGGGGAGGCAGCAGCGGGUGGGGCCAUGUGCAGAUGAGUGUGGCACUGCUGGUGGUGCUGAUGGCGGCCGGAUUCUUCCAGAAGCCGCUAGAAGCAACCAUAGUUCCCUCGGUGCCUGUCUCCUGCAUCCUCUCGCAAGCCCCCGCCAACAACAUCUCCCCCCGACCUCCCCCCUCGCUCUGCCAGCGUACUGCUGCUAACGCCUCCACGCAUUUACCCACUCCCUCAAUGCUGCUGGGGGCAGAUGGGGGAGAAGGGGAAAACGGGGGGGGACAGGGAGAGUGUCGACAGGGAGUUGCAGAAGGGGAAGCAUCUGCAGCGGGCGUAGGGAAAGGAGAAACGGGAAGAGCCAAAGCAGCAGCUGGGGAAGCAGCAGAAUCAACAACAGCAGCAUCAGUAGCAGCAGCAGCUGCACGAGAGGCGUGGGAGAAGUGGGAGGCAUGGCGGGUGGCAGGCAUAGCACGGAUGGUGCAGCAGACGCAGCAGAGAGCGAGAGCAGGCGACGUUCUGAUCCUGUGGUCAGAGGCACCUGUCAUUCUCAUGGACGACCAUGAGGAGGCCACGCUCCUGGCUGACCUUGCUGCCAUCGCCACUGCUGCCAGCACCAGCCGCGCUGCCGCCGCUGCUACUUCAACUGCUGCCGCCGCUGCCACUGCUGUUGGGGACGAUGCAACUCCAUCAACUCUUGGGCCAUACCUGGGCGCUUCAUAUGUAAAGCUCAUUGGCCCUAACUUCGUCAUCAACACGUUCGCCCUCAUCGGCCCCAGCGGCGCCCCCAUCCUGCGCUACAACAAGUCGCACCUCUUUCCCUCUGUGGAGGCCAACGUGCAACCCGGACUCGGGUCUCUGCCCGUGGUGGACACGCCUCUGGGGAGGCUGUCUGUGGCCGUCUGCUUUGACAUGCAGUUCCCUGCACUCAUCCGCCAGGCGGGAAGACAAGGAGUGGACAUUCUGCUGCAGCCCAGCUGGACGUGGGGCGCCAUAGGCCACGUGACAUUCGAGACGGAUGCAGUGAGGGCAGCAGAGAACGGGCUCACACUGCUGCGCUGCUCCUCCAUUGGGGUCUCGGGUGUCGUCUCCCCGUACUACCGCACCCUUGCUGCACAGGAAGCGCUAGAGAGUGGGAUGCUCACAAUGCACCUGCCCCUCCAGCGCCGUGCCCCAGCGCUCUACCCCUUUAUUGGCCUACCCAUCUCCCUCCUCCUCCUCUUCGUCACCCUCUUUGCAGCAUUUCUUGCCAUUUCCCCGCCCUACCUCUCCCUCCCUUUCUGUCGUUACCUCCCCACCCCCCUCUGCUCGCUGCUGCCUUACCCUCUCUGCUUGGGUGGACAGCAAGAGGGGAGGGAGAGGGAGAAGAAGGAAUAA
Messenger RNA from Closterium sp. Naga37s-1, 2190 nucleotides. The record is from the annotation of a GenBank genome assembly. Lineage: Eukaryota; Viridiplantae; Streptophyta; Zygnematophyceae; Desmidiales; Closteriaceae.